UAUAAAUUCACCUCCCUCCACUCAAAGAAUCUGCUUUACUCGAAGAACCUCUCGUCUGUUCGAUCUGUGUAGAUAGUACGCUUUAAUUCUCAUCCAGUGUGUUUAUUCAAGAUUCUAAAUUACAGGAAAAAAACAUACUUCCAAAUUUGAUCACACGACGAAUUGAACGAUCAAUUGAUCGUGAGUUUCAAGCCCAGGAGAAAAAAAUCAAAGGCAGGCACAAGAUGGGGAAGCCUUUCUCAAAACAGUUUCUGAUGAUGGAUCCGUUAAGAUAGAUAUACUCGCAGAAAAUUCUGUUCCAUCGAUGUAUUCAACCUGAAGUGAUUUCCAGCCUCCGAUCGGAUAUAUAUAUAUAUAUAAUUGUUAAUAAUAGAUUCUUACGGAUAUGCUAUUUCCUUUUUACUUUUCCCUAUCUCUAACAUACAUCGAACAUUGAGCUGAAGGCUAUACAUUUGCUCUUCUCUGAUGUUCUUCUUAACAGGAAUGGUUACGGACACCCAUCAUGCAGUUCAUUUGUGUUUCUAUGAGAUGGAUGCUCGUUAGACUAUGUGAAAGAGUUACCUUUUAAAAGAGAAUCAUAAAGGUUAAUUGCAAAUUACUUUUGUGUAUCAUCUGUUAACUACGAUGUUUAAAUGUACAUCACGUGUGAAAUAGGAGAUUCACCAAAACCAAAACUGUCCUCAAUUCAGCUUAAGGUGCCCCCGGCACGUUCCGUCAGUAUGUCCAGCCUUCGGAACCCCUCUGCGCACCCUUUGAUAAAUAUUUCGGACCAUGACAGAUCGGUGUCUUAUUCCUCGGACGAGGAGUCCAGCAACCCGGCUUCACCAUAUCACCAGGCGCGAAAUCAGCAAGGUGCGCUAAGCGAUCGAUCUAAGGAGUCGGAGAACGAGGAGCUUCUCUCAGAGAACGAUUCGGACUCUAAGCAUCACAAGAAGCAUGUGGAAACGUUAUCGCCCAAAUUUACAAGAUCGGAUUCUGUAAAAUUUAGGAGGCAGUCAAAUGGAAGACAUAGCCGGAAAAGUUCGCAGCCAAUAGGAAAUGCCACUCCACCUAAGCAGUCACGGAGAACCUCGAGUUUGAAGCUAAAACGUAUGCACUUAGAUGUAAACAAUCAGACCAGAGAGAAAACCAUGCCUUGCCUACCCAAAUGUAGUAAUAGACCCACGAAUCCAGCAAUUACCAUUACAAUUGAAUCUGACGACGAAUCUAUCUAUAGUGAUUAUUUGAAUCCUGAUGUUAAUUACAAGAAUGAUGUAAACCAUGUGCAUUUUGUUGGGGACGACACAUCUCUGUAUGGAACUCCAAAAGAGGAGUUAUUACCUCCGACAGGGGACUCGGCCUCCACGGACCAGUGUAACAAGACUAGUCCCACUAGUUUCCUUAAGGAUCAGAUUAUUUCAUUUUUUCAACCCUCGGAUAAUAAACUAGCUAUGAAGCUGUUUGGAAAUGAAAAUUCAUUACGGAAAGAGAAAAUGCGACAUAAGCGGGUGGGGAACUGGGUCAUACAUCCAUGUAGCAAUUUCAGGUUUUAUUGGGAUCUAUUCAUGCUGGUGCUUCUACUUGCAAACCUUAUAAUCUUACCAGUAGCCAUAUCAUUCUUCAACAAUGAUCUCACCGCUGAAUGGAUCGCAUUCAAUUGUAUAUCAGACACGGUUUUCUUUUUGGAUAUUAUAAUAAAUUUCCGAACAGGUAUAAUAUUGAAUGACUUCGCAGACGAAAUCAUUUUAGAUCCUAAGUUGAUAGCCAAGCAUUAUGUUAAGUCUUGGUUUUUCCUUGAUCUCAUCAGUAGUAUUCCAAUGGAUUAUAUUUUUCUCUGGUGGGAUGCCGAGGCCGACUUUUACCAAAUGAUCCAUGCAGGUACGAGCUCGCGAGUGGAUGCCGGCUCUUAUUGGCAAGGAAGGGCGUUGAGGAUUUUACGGUUGGCAAAGCUGCUGAGUCUCUUACGAUUGCUGCGGUUGUCCCGUUUGGUGCGAUACGUACAACAGUGGGAAGAGUUUGAAGCCUGUCCUUGUUUGAGUAUGUUUGGACGCCGAAAACGACCUGGGUUUCUUGCUGUAGCUGGGAAAUUUAUGCGGAUCUUUAAUCUGAUAUGUCUCAUGCUACUACUCGGUCAUUGGAAUGGGUGUCUGCAGUUCUUAGUGCCAAUGUUAGAAGACUUCCCAAAAGACUGCUGGGUUUCCAUUGAAGAACUAAAGCAUGCUUCAUGGUUUACACAGUACACAUGGGCGUUAUUUAAAGCUUUGUCCCACAUGCUCUGUAUCGGCUAUGGACGUUUCCCGCCACAAAAUAUGACGGACACGUGGUUGACUAUUUUGAGCAUGCUUAGUGGUGCUACUUGUUAUGCACUUUUCCUUGGGCAUACAACAACGAUAAUUCAGUCAUUUGACACAUCACGACGGCUUUAUAACGAAAAGUUCAAACAAGUUGAGGAAUACAUGAUAUACAGAAAGUUACCCAGAAAACUACGACAAAGGAUAUCCGAGUAUUAUGAACAUCGUUACCAGGGCAAAAUGUUUGAUGAAGACAAUAUUUUGGUUGAAUUAAAUGAGUGUCUUCGUCAGGAAGUUAUCAACCAUAAUUGUCGAGCCUUGGUGAAAUCCGUGCCAUUUUUCACAAAUGCUGAUCCCCAGUUUGUUUCUGAGGUAAUCAGUAAAUUGGAAUUUGAAGUCUUUCAACCUGGGGAUUAUAUCAUAAAAGAAGGAACUAUGGGAACAAAGAUGUACUUCAUUCAAGAGGGAAUCGUCGACAUUAUCACUAAGGACGGCGAGAUCGCCACUUCGCUGUCUGAUGGUUCAUACUUUGGUGAAAUAUGCUUACUAACAAAUGCCAAAAGGGUUGCUAGUGUACGUGCAGAAACCUACGUGAAUCUUUAUUCUUUAUCGGUUGAACAUUUUAAUACAGUAUUGGAAAGAUAUCCCCUCAUGCGCAGAACUAUGGAAAGUGUUGCCGCUGAAAGGUUAACCAAAAUCGGCAAAAAUCCAAGCAUUGUUAGUAGUAGAGCUGACCUUGAGGAAGAUCAAAAGUUGGUUAAUGAAAUAGUAAUGGAAUCGACCCCAGUCGUCACAAGUGCGAGUGAAGACGAGGAUAAAGAUUCAGAUGAUAGUUCAGAAAGUUCAAAAAGUUCACGUAGAAAAAAGAAAUUUAAGUUUGACUUUACUGGAAAACUACACAAAAUUACCGAAGAACGAAAAUCGAAAUCUAGAGAAAGUAUACAUAAAGAUUCUCUUGAAAUGCCAAAUGGUAAAAUGGAUAAAUUACGGAAAUUACCAUCCGGCUCUAAUUUGUUCGGAUUACGGGUAGGAUUUGCAGGCUUCACGGAUAGGAAACGUUCAGAGAGUGUGGGUGCGAACCUUAAUUCUAUAGAUCGCCGUGAUUCUGAUCAGAGUCAAAUCGAACCAGGCAAUCUUCCACGCCGCGCCAGUUUUUUAGGAACAAGGUUCUUUAAACCAAAAGAAGUAAAGAGAGAAAAGAAGCAAAGGACACAGUCAACGGGAGGUAGCGAUUCGCCUCUGUCAGAAGGCAAGGGUGGAGUGAUUCAGUUUUUAACAGUACCUUUGCAAGCUGAAACACGGCAUAAACUAAAGGGGAAGAAAUCAAGAUCUGAACAAUCUAUUUCCCCUAAGGAAUCCACCAGUAUGCAUUCCCAAAACAUGUCGGAGGAACCUGCUCCAAAUGUGCAAUCAAGCAGUGAAAAUUUACCGAAAAUUGAAACUGUGGUGCAUCAUACAGAUAGGGCUAAAGAAUGCGUCUAUCAGAUAGAAAAUCUAGAUGAAAAGCCUGGUAGUUCGUGUUUUUAAAGUUUUAUUUUUCAUGAAUCGUUCAUAAUAUAAUCUUGGGUUAUCAUAAAAUAUAUUCUGUUCACUUCAGGAGUUCGUAAGGGGAUCAAUUACUACAUUCAGCAUGCCAUAUCACACAUGUAUAAUUAUUUAUCAAUAUGAAUGCAAGUUAAAGAAUUAUGCAACUAAACAGUAAUAAAACUAUAUUUUGAUAUGUUAAUGCAGGUAAUAGAGGAUGCAUAUGUCUUUGUGGAUUUCUUUUCCUAAUCAAUUUUUUUUUUUUUUUGAUUUAAAAAAAAACUUAAUUAUUCUUCUGCAGUAGUUUACGAUCCUGUAAGGCAGCUUAAUUACUAUAUACGAUAAAUUCUAUUUUCAACGUUGGAGAAUAGGUCUUCAUUUGUAUUUAAAAGUUAUAAGUCCUUUGAUGUCCUUAUCGAUUCUAGACGUUUACGACUGCAUCGAAUAAUUGUUAAGGAAAUCCUCAGUGAAUAAAUAUAAGCAGUUUUAAAAAAAGUAGAAUGGAUGUUUGAUUCUCUUCAUUUCAAGCGAAAAACUUCAUUGUUAAAGUGGAUUAUGUGUAACUGGGGUAAAGAUCUAACCCGAGAAAAUAUAAAGUGGAAUUUGAUGUCCUCUAGAUGCAAUUUAAUGAUCUUUAAUAAGAUAUAACUACUUUUACAGAUUAGAAGGACCGUGUCUACCAUUAUUUUUAAUUCUUGUAAUUUCCUAGUAAUUCCUGUUUUUUAUCCAUCAUUGCACAUCUUCAACCCUAAUAAAUCACUGUAUCAUUGUUAAUUGAAACAUGUAAGGUGCAAAUCAACCAUUGCUAAUAACUCUAGGUUUCUGAAUAUUCCUUGAAAGUGAAAUCUAAUGUAACUGCCUGCCUCUACGGAUCGAAAUCCAUGAUUCAUGGCCUCUCUACAUAUCAAUCAAUAUUAUUGUGAUCUUGACUUUGAUGAAACUGGGAAUUAUUUGAAAGCAAUGAAACAACUUUCCUACUGUAACUCACUGCGAAGUAUAAUUUGUGUUUUCAAACUGAUUUUUUAUUAAUCUAAUGUUUUUAUUUUCAUUUUGAAGCUUCUUAAAAACUGGCACAUUAUAAUAAAUGUGUUUUUUCCAUAAACAUCUGUCCAAUUGAUGUAUAUUUCCAAAAGUAAUUGAUUCAAACACUAUUGUAAGAUAAAUUUUAUUCCAUAUCAAUUAAACGUUGGAAUAACUGUUCAUAUAUUUCUCUGUUUAAAAUUGAUAUCAAUUUUUAUAUUCGAAAUGUUCUGUGAUUUGUCGUGCAAUUGCAUUGCACAUCAUGUGUGCCAAAUUGUCAUUUUGUAGAAUGUAGUCAACAACGAAUUUUGUUAUUUUCAUCUUAUUUGCAAACAGGGAGAUUUGGAGGAACUCUCAAAUUCAUAGCUUUAGAUUGGUUGACGUUUUAUUAUCAGUAUUAUAAUAACGUGUCCCACUAUUGGUGUGUUACAUGUACUGACGGAAAACUUCAGUCUUCUGUAAAUGGGUAAAUAUUUAAGAAAUUCUCUGUUUGAAAGUUAGUAUACAUAUACUACGUAAACAUCCUUUAAGUUUAAUGUCUUUUAUAUAUCAUAGAGACAUUUCAGGUUUCUUUUUUCCAACAUUAAUUCUUUUGCACAGCAAAUUAUCCUGAAUUCAUUCUAAUCCUCUGAUAAGCACAUUCCAAGCGUUUUUCUUUUUUGUUUGGUUGCACGUGUGGAAGUUAUUUUUAAUCUGUAGUUUACAGGCUCAUUAAAUGUGCAGUGGGGUCUCUUUCUUUUCAGUAAAGAAGAUAUCGAAUUUGGCCUAUACAUUAUGUAAUAAGAAUAGAGUAUUUUUAUUUCAUAGAGUGUUAUUUUGCAGAUAUCAGCGACUGUGAUAUUAUACAUGCAUCUUGUUUUUAUUUAAUAUUUGUUACGUCUUUAUUUGUGUCAGUUAGAUAUUAUCUCGUCCUGAUAUAAUAUCAAGGGUAGAGAAAAAAUACUGAUAUUCACUGUGUUAUCAGAAUAAAGAUAUAAAACAAGUUA
Molecule: messenger RNA, 5800 nt
Organism: Saccostrea cuccullata (small rock oyster)
Lineage: Eukaryota; Metazoa; Mollusca; Bivalvia; Ostreida; Ostreidae
Product: potassium/sodium hyperpolarization-activated cyclic nucleotide-gated channel 3-like
Exons: 11
Coding region: 633-3797 (1054 amino acids)
Biological process (GO): potassium ion transmembrane transport; sodium ion transmembrane transport; regulation of membrane depolarization
Cellular component (GO): membrane; HCN channel complex
Molecular function (GO): voltage-gated potassium channel activity
Source: RefSeq, a predicted model, not a curated record